Messenger RNA from Helobdella robusta, 1443 nucleotides. RefSeq lists its product as hypothetical. The transcript is spliced from 12 exons. Gene Ontology annotation, cellular component: nucleus. The record is from RefSeq and is a predicted model, not a curated record. Gene Ontology annotation, biological process: regulation of cell cycle. The coding region runs from base 1 to 1443 and encodes 480 amino acids. NCBI's taxonomy places the organism in Eukaryota, Metazoa, Annelida, Clitellata, Rhynchobdellida, Glossiphoniidae.
AUGGCAGGCCCAGCGUCAAAUUCAGAAUUGUUUAGCACGUUUGUGUCGCUUGCAGACGACAUAAAGAACUUACUGGAACUUACGAUAGAUCAAGCAUUUUACGAUUGUAAGAUAACUAUGGAUUUUAAGUUCUGGCUAGAUAUGGAGGAGUGUCUGAAAUGCAUAUCACAAGUUAUAACGAAACUCAGCCUGGCUUGCAUGGAUCCACCGUUGCCCACCUCAAAAGAGCUUUGGCCAUUCUUGAAGACUUUGAAGUUAUCUCUGACGAAAUUAUCAUUUUAUUGUGCUACGUACUCACAUUACCUAUAUGGCAUGUCGUUAAAAGUGAGUCUAACAGAAACUACUGAGAAAGUUUUUGACGGAGUCAUCAAAUUGUUGAGGCAUAUAGUCGAACCCGAUUCUGAAAAAAGAAAGAGGUACUUAACGUCAGCAGGCUAUAUAUGGGAUGUUGCAGAAAAUUUCCCCAAGUUACCUAAAGAUAAUAAGGAGGCUGUUUUGAUAAAGAUGAAGGAGGUUCUGCAUAUGGUAUCUGAUGCCUGUGAUGAACUGACUGAGGCCCAAACAGUAUCCGGACUUAUCAAAGCAACCAAAUUCUGCCUAAUAAAGUUAAUCGGAGCUAUAGAAAAAAACGCAAAAACCGAUUACAAUUAUCCAAACGAACUUCCUAAAAAUCCCAGCCAGGAAAAUCCCGAUGUGGAAAUUCCCAAUUUUGAAUCUGCAGAAAAUGAAUCAAUACUGUCUAGAUUUUUCCUAAAUAAAGGUCAGCUUGACCUAAAUAGUUUGCAAUCAGAGCACAACGGCCCAAUGACGAGCGGCGACCCAGCCAAGAAGUUGUGUCAACUAAUCGCUGAAGCCGGCGAUACGAUUUCUAGUGACCAUUUGGAACAAAGUAGAUCAAUAGAAGUCGCGGAAAACAACGCAGAACUCGAUGAUCAAAACGAAUCUUCCGAAGAUUCAAAUGAGCAAAUGGUUAUAAGAACGAAAUUCAACCUAAGCAAUUUAAUCGAAGCCAUGGAAAACGACUUAAAAGCCGAUAAUAAAAACGAAUUUUCUCAAAACUCCAGUAGGGAAAUUCCCAUUGGGAUAAUUCCCAGUGUUGGGGCUAUCCAAAAUGAAAUGUUACUCAAUGAAUUACUUCGAACUAAGGUUGGUCAGCUUGACCUAAUUAGCAUGCAAUCGGAGCGUCUCAGCUCGCUGACUGACUGCCUGGUCACCAUGCUCUACCCACCAAUCACCGACGUCAAUGGCAUCACUUCUACUAUUAACGAAUUGGAGGCCAACGUAGAUUGGAUUAUUUCAUUGGCAAAGAAGUCCCAUUACAUCCCAAAAGAUGAAAACAAUUCCUGGUUGGAUUUCGUGGAGAAAGCCUUCAGGCACAACGCCCACAAAUCAUUUACAUCCAUCGAGACAUUCGUUGCAAGCAGAAAUAAUUUACAACAAUGA